Molecule: messenger RNA, 3370 nt
Organism: Varroa destructor (honeybee mite)
Lineage: Eukaryota; Metazoa; Arthropoda; Arachnida; Mesostigmata; Varroidae
Cellular component (GO): extracellular region
Molecular function (GO): chitin binding
Source: RefSeq, a predicted model, not a curated record
UCGCGUCGUGCGAGUCAGUUUAGGCCUGCCGGUACGUUCGGCGGGUAAAGUGCGACGCUCGUCGAGGUUUCCGUGCUAAAAUCGUUUUACCUAAAGUACAAGUAACGAAAAAGAACGAAAGCGUGUAUCACGUAAAGAACAGAGACAGUUAGUGGUAGAAAAGCGGUGAGAGAUCUGUGCCGUGUCUGGAUUAUCAACACAUUAUCGUAUAGGGGGUGCCAGUGAUAGCGCUUGAACGAUUCACGAUGAAGCUCUUCAUGAUGGCGGCUCUUGCCGUCGCGAACUCGCUUAAUGUGCACGACUUCCCCAAGACGGCAUUUUCGUGCCGUGAUAAAAACGCCGGAGAAUACUACGCUGACCUUGAGCUCGGUUGCCAGGUCUAUCACAUCUGUGCCCUUGGGCAAUUUAACCGGUUGACAAAAAUGAGUUUCGCCUGCCCUAAUGGCACGUUGUUCUCGCAAAGCUCAAGAAUCUGUAACUCCGAGGACAAGGUGUACUGUCCACUAGCUGAACGCUAUUACGACAACGUGCAGGGCACCAUCGACACUCAGGAUGACUACCGUUCCGUGUUCAAGGUCGACACUCAGCCGGUAUUCCCACUAGAGCCGACUCGCAGACGGCGUCCCGCUAUAUCUGUGUCUGAUGACGACUAUGACGACGAAGGAACUACGGCCUCGCCGCGUCGCUCCUCAAAUCGGCGCCAGCCCUUGCGCCCAACCACAACAACCACAACAACACCUGCUCCUCGCCCAAGACCACCCCAGCGUCAGUUUACUCCCCAGAUUCCUCAGCCGGUUCAGUUCGAGCCGCAACCGCCGCAGGAUUUCCGUCCUCCAGCUGGUGCAUUCCUUCCUCCCCGGACCAAUAGCCGGCCUUCAUCACCUGUAGUUAGACCUCAGCUUGUCGUUACGCAGACGCCCGUUGAGUACGCUACCCCUCAGCGAUCUGCUAUUCCUCAGUUCGGCCCUGCACCUCCAGCACCGCCGCCGCCUUCUCCGGCUGGCCUCAUUCCACGAGUCCCAGGAACCCUUCCGUCGACCCAACGACCCGAAAACCUCCAAACGCCAAACCGCUUGACACUGAACCGACCCAGCAUUCGUCGACCCAGCCCAUUUGGCGGCGCCCAGACCACGACGCCCACCCCGACGACGACGACGACAACCGUCGACCCGAACGCCGAAUAUGAAUACUACGAUUACGAAGAGAACACCGACGGACAGAAUAACUCGCAGCAGUAACCAUUGCAACGACACUUAUUAGCUGUCGUACAUCCGACGGUUAUAGGCCAGCAGCUGCGUGUAGCGGAAAAACUACCAGUACAAAUGUGGUAUGGUGGUGACCAUGAUUAAGAAAAACGAAUUGCAAAGACUCGCCGGUUUAGACUCGUUUGAUCUAGUUCAAUUUGCCACAAGAUAUAAACAAACGGAUAGUGCAGUAUUCUUACUAAAUACUAUUCAGUGGAUCGGUCGACACAUAUUGCCUUAUCACUAUCAAGGGUGAUAUGAGAAGAACGCGCAAUUUUACGCUGUAGCCGAUGUCAGCCGAUCGCUUGUGGGCAGGUUUGUGGAUUCAGUGUUGUAGGUUAACCGAGACAUGGUCACCCACACAAACAGCCUGGCCCAUGGAUGGGACUUUUGUUAGUGACCGUGUCGUGUCACCCCGUCGAAAUUACGCACUUACGUUAAGAACGGAAGAUAUCUACUGAAUUGUGCGCAGACUGUGUAAACGACGAAAGCGCCAUAUUGCUUCCAUGUCUGACUAGGCAAAAUUGGUUGUUAGAGAUUAGUGAAUAGAGAAACGGAGACGGAAGGCGGCGUGUGCGUGGCAAAAUCCUUUACAUACAGCGGUCAUGUCCAACAACACGUUGGAGUGAUAUUAAAGCAAAUACACCUAUCCAUCCUCGAGUUAUACUCCUAGAUAACCAGUUAAUAACAUGGGCUCGAGACCUUGAGGCCCCCUUGUAGGGAACAUCGCAGAUAUUGUUUCAUGGUAUACUUUGAUAAAUUUUGGAGUUGAUUCCGGUUAGCACACACGUCAAUCAGCUAGAGUAGAAUGACAUAGGGGUGAAAACGAGUGAAGAAGAAGAAAGCUCCAUCCGCUUACCUCUGUACACUAAGGGAAAUAGAAAGACUAUAACUCGAAGGGGCUUGUUAGGGAAAGUUUGCCACAUGUGAUGACAUAUGUUUGAGAGAAAACCCUUAUAGUUAAUUAUGCAUAAUCGUGCACGAUCUAUACGUACAGGAGAAAAUGAGUAUCAAUCGAGCACAGACGAAUUCAAAGGAGUAAUAUCACACAGUAAGAUUGCUUAGAUAUUAUUAUCAUUAUUAACUAUCACUAUUAUCGUUGUGUAGUUCAUCUAAGUCAUAUUCAUUCUACAGAGGAAAAGACAAACCAGUCAUCUGAUCAAGCGGGAGGCCAAGGCGACCACGAGUAAGUUCGUCGGCCGAGGUUCUGCUGAAAUCGUGUUUUAACUUAUGAAGAGACAUGAGUUUUUGGUUUUCGGCAUAAUGAUGCAAGGUAACUAAUAUUACUCGUUUCGUUUGAGCGAAACGCACGAGCCCAACCCACAUUGGGGGCGCUUGAACAGCUCAAUCGGAGAACCUAUUUCUGCGAGAGUUUUAUAGACAGAGGAACUGCAAUGUUUUAAUACAGUUAUAUCCUGCGAUGGUCCUACUUUCACUACCUCGCUAAACAUCGCUCUAUUUCGUUAUGUUUAAUUCACACAUUUACGUCUAUUAACUUGUUCGUUUUCAAUUGAUGUUCUCAAUUUCAUUGGCUUGUAUUGCUAGACUUCCUUAUCAUGUCAUCUUUUACUUUGUAAGUUAUGCUGUCUACAGAUCGCUGAAUUGUGAGCAAUGUGCCUAUCGAGCUUUUUCUAUCCAACAGCUUAAAUACAGCUUCUAAAUUGACCAGACGUCUGUAUUCCAUUACUUACUUUCCGUCUAUCCACUUCCGAUCAACGGAACAUCUGCGUCGGUCAGUUUUUUCAAAACUCACAACAAACAACGUACGGCUGUUGUCGCACGCCGCAUUAUAUCCGGUAGGCUAGUAAAUUUAAAUUAUUAAGGCUUUGAAUGAAGCAUAAAUUGAAGUUUGUGAUAGCGCCGCGGACGAAAUAAAGCAACGAAAUUAAGGAUGGGUACACUCUGUGGAGAACAGAGGGUACCGAUGAAAAUCACAGAUGGAGAGAAGAUGAGACCACAUGUCACGGAAGUACAUGAAGACGGCUGAGCGUCAGAUGGAGAACAACUUGUUUAAAAAGAUUUAAAAAAAAAAAAAACGAGCAGGACAAACCUGUAACACCUUGACGUAUAUUAGUUUACUUUGUACACACAAAGGUGCCAUUUCUGGUUGUGAAGCAAAAAAAAAA